AUGACAGACUUCUUACAGAUUGUAAUACAAACGGGUUUGGUUGAAAUAGGAGAAGAUUCAGAACGACCGCUGGCAAUCAUAGAAACACACACUGACAGUGGGUUAGGUAAGAAACGCUUUUUGAACACAACAUUUGAAGAGGUCUUAAAUACUAUACACACAGCAACAAGCGAACGAUUUCCCAUCGCAAUAAUUGCCACAUUCACAUGUGUUUAUUUCCUAAUCUUCCUGUCGUCUAUCGUGGGGAACUCAUUUGUUCUUUGGCUGUGUUACAAACUAAAACGACAACGAGAGUCUCCUUUGACGUGUUGCAUCGCCAACGUAGCAAUUGCAGACGUAGCAUUUACGGUAAUUAUUUUUGACUUGAUAGCAUUCUUAUGGACCUGGGUCGGCGGCGAAAUACCCUGUAAAUUACAAAGCUAUUCCAUUGAAGCAUGUUGUUCCACCUCCCUAAUGGCUCUUGCUCUUAUUAGUUUUGAGCGUCUGAAGGCCAUGGUAGACCCUUCAAGUGUCAGACUCGUCACUAGGGAAGACAUGCUACCAAAGUUUAUAGCCGUUUGGUCAGUUAGCGCAGUCGUCGCUUCGCCUUUGCUUUAUGCUUAUCAAACCCAAACAGAUGACACAGGAACCGUUUCCUGCACGAAUAUCAUGUUCGGGGAUUUAGCGCGACAGAUUUAUCACACAAUUCACGCAUUUUGUUUUUUCUUUGUACAUGAUAGUUGUUCAAAAGAGAAUUUUCUUUCCUUACGCUCAAGAUUUGCAUCAAAUAACUCAAACAUCAUAGCUUCCGUACGGUAUAAGCGGCAUUUCAAAGUGGCCAAGGUCUUGGCAGCUCUUACAAAAGCGUUUCUUAUAUGUUGGUCGCCUUUCAUGGUCGCACGCACGAUGAUGUACUUCCAUCUCACUAAUGGCCGUUAGGUAUGACGAGCGUCUCAGUUCUUGAUUCUGUUAAAUACGGUCUUAGAUCCAUUAUUAUACGGAGUCUAA
Molecule: messenger RNA, 987 nt
Organism: Pocillopora damicornis (cauliflower coral)
Lineage: Eukaryota; Metazoa; Cnidaria; Anthozoa; Scleractinia; Pocilloporidae
Product: gonadotropin-releasing hormone receptor-like
Source: RefSeq, a predicted model, not a curated record